GUCAGCACAACGAAGUCAUUCUGGAAGAUGGAAAUAAGAACAGCGUGGAGUAUUGUCAAAGAAGGUAAACAUGGCGUUUAAAAGAGCAUUCGUUGUUUUCUUUCUGUUUUCAAUGUUUUAUACGUUUAUCAUGUGUGAAACAGAGGAUAUGGAUAAAGAAAAGACUAAGAUAGGCAAAGAUGUUCUUGAUUAUACAGAAUCUGAUAUGUAUCGCCUUGCAGAACAGUGGGAUGUGAGUCAAUCAAUUAUUAUUGAAUAAUAUAGUAGAUUAAUUUUGUUUAUACACGUGUAAUAUAGCCUUGUGGUUAUCAGUUUAAUUGAUUAUAUCGUCCGGUUUACUUUAAGUGUGUCUCAUAUGUUGUGUUUUGUAGAGACAAGAUAUUAAAACCGAUAUAAAUUUUAAAUGAAAAUUUCCAAGUAGCGUCGCAACAAUCGAGUGCACACACCAGCUGGCUCUACUUGACAAGUCUUUGCAUCUAAGGAUAAACAGUUGCAUUAAAAUAUAAUCUAUGCUGAUGUGAAACUCUAUACUUGGCAAGAAGAACAUUUGACAGGUUUUAAUCUGAUGAGCCAGACAGUCUAUAUUUUGGUAGAUUGACAUGAGCAUAUACAAAUGUUUAUCCCUAGAUAUGCAAACAACUGUUUAUCCCUAUAUGUAAAAUAUGCAAAAUACCCUCUAUGCAAAAUAUCCCUAUAUGCAAAAUAUCCCUUUGUUUAUCCCUAUCUCCAACUGUUUAUCCCUAUAUGCAAACAAUCCAUCCUAUGUAUAAGUGGUUUUCAGUAAGUGUUAAGCCUGCCGCACACCAGAGAUACUUGCUGACCUAACCGUCUCGCAUUGGUGGCUCAUUUUCACCGCACAUAUUGGGAUCCUACUCUACAGCAACCUCCUUGAUAAGAUCAUUUGCAUUUCCCUCCAUUUUGACCAAAGUCUUUUUGUUCCAAUUCUCCAGGAGAAUGACGAGGAGUUUGAUCCCGAAGAUUAUGAUGAUAACGACCCUAGAAAACCUCCGCCAAAACAGGAAGGCGGGUUUGAUCCGUCACAAUUCAAAGAUGAUCCAAUGGCCAUGUUGAAGUUGUCAAAGAAAGGAAAAACGGUCAUGAUCUUUGUGCAAGUUGUGGUAAAAUUUGACAAGAAGGAAGCAGAUGAACUUACUCAAAGAUGGCAUAAUAGCUUAUUUAAUGCUCAGUAUCAAAUACAAAGGUUACAUAUUUUACCUAAUUGAGGCUCUGAUUGUGGUUUACUGACUAACACUUUCCUGUAUUUUUCCCAGACAACCAAUAAAAUAUUUUAACAGAUAGCUGACAAAUGAUGAAACAGUAAUUUGAAACUGACAUCUUACUAAAUAGCUUACUAAAGACUGACAGUUGGCUUGAAUUUUUAACUGUCAACCAACAUCAAAGAACCCCAUUAAUUCGAUUGACAAUUCCUUAAAUCACAGCUAACACCAAAAGGUCUUCAUAAAAUAUAAUGGCACACCAUUUCAAUAAACAUAUUACGAUAUUUUUUCCAACCAAUAUCGAAUGUAAACCUUUUUCUAACCUAAAACUUUUUUAACAUAAAAAUUUUUUUCUAACUCAACUUUUUUCUAACCUAAUUUUUUUUCCUAACGAAAAACUUUUUUUAACCCAAAACUUUUUCUCUAACCUAAAAUUUUUUUCUGACCCAAAACUUUUUUCUAACCUAAUUUUUUUUCCUAACAAAAAAGUUUUUCUAACCUAAACUUUUUUCUAACCUUAUUUUAUUUCCUAACGAAAAACUUUUUUCUAACCCAAACCUCUUUUCUUCAGAUACAUGGUAGCCGAUCGCAGAGCAAUAUUUCUAGUACAAGAUGGCAGUACAGCGUGGGACAUCAAGGAUUUCAUAAUAAAACAACCAGAAUGUGAAGGUGUAGAAUUUGACAAUCAAAAAUUCCCUGGAUUGGGCGCUGAAGCUGACAGUGGAAAACCCAAGACUGAAUUAUAAACGCACGAUGAACAAUUUUAAAGGCACAGUUCAGCCUGUUGAGCGAUGGUUUUUAAGGCACAUUUCAGCCCUGUUAAUUGAAAAAACUAACUAGGAAAAUCAAUUAAGCAUAAUUCAAAAUCAGUAAACUCGAUGUUUUUAACAAUAUGAAUGUUUUAAAAUGUUAAAAACAUUAAGAUUGGUGAUUUUGAAUUAUGCUUAAUUGAUUUUCCUAGUUAGUUUUUUCAAUUAACAGGGCUGAAAUGCGCCUUAAAAACCAUCGUUCAACAGGCUGAACUGUGCCUUUAACUGUAGUUAGCGACUGUUGUGAUAUUUAUAAAUACAAUAAACAAUGAAAAGUUUUAGGUGUUUUUUUUUCAUAUUUAUUUUUUCCAAGCUCCAUCUUCUUACAGUUCUACUCUCCUUCCUACAAUUCCAACUAAAUAAGACUACAAAUAUAAGUUAUAACUCAGUUGGUAUUUAUAAAAUUUACUUGAACUUCAAAAUGAAGAAUUUCAUUAUUUUCUUUUCAUUUUCGCAAACAUAGCUAUAGCAAAUCGACAUUGGGAAAAGUUCAAACGGUAAAACAAGCACUUUACUCCGAUGCUAAUAUCUUCAAAGUAUUUACACAAAACAAAUUUAUAUCAACUGUCUUUUGUGAGAGAUUACUAAACAGAAACUACCAGAAAACGCACCAAACUUUGCACACUUGGAACGAGUUUUUGUGAAUAGUAGGCCCUAAUGUAACUGCUCG
Molecule: messenger RNA, 2696 nt
Organism: Paramuricea clavata
Lineage: Eukaryota; Metazoa; Cnidaria; Anthozoa; Malacalcyonacea; Plexauridae
Source: the annotation of a GenBank genome assembly